AGUGCACGGAUUGCGCGUUCAUGCGAACGACCCUGACUUAACUUCCAGGAGAAUCAGCGGUGAAGUUUGGACAAGGAAAACCGCACUUGGUUCACUGUGUUGGGGGACUGUGGAACGUCCAGUGACGCUAAAGCAGACAAGCACCAUGGACGACCUGGAUGCCUUACUAGCUGACCUGGAAUCGACUACAUCCCACAUUUCAAAGCGACCAGUGUUUUUGCCAGACGAGACCCCCUACUCCAUCCCCACCAGUGGACACUAUUACCAGGAUGUAUCAGUUCCACCUCCAGUCCCUCCUCCACCAACAGCUGAGGCUCUCAAUGGUGCACUGCAAGACCACAAAGACUCCCACCACUCCUCUCAGCAGUCUCUAGGUUCAGCCCAAAAGAACUCGUGGUCGAGGGACAGUAGCAGCUCUCCACAGUCUCACAUCGAAGAAGACCACGUCUACAGCUUUCCUAACAAACAGAAAUCGUCGGACUCAUCGACAGCAGCCAUGACCUCUGCCCUGGGCAGCAACCUGUCAGAGCUUGACAGGCUACUGCUAGAGCUCAAUGCGGUUCAACAGAGCUCCCCUUCAUUCCCCACUACAGAGGAGAGGGCACCUCCCUUGCCAUCCACCAGCAUCACCCACUAUGAAAAUGGCAAUGCCCCUGAAAUCAGAGUGAGUCCACCUCCUCAGGAGGAGCCCAAGAGGAAUGGAACAAAGCCGGAUGAAGCUCGGUCCACAGUGGAGAGUCUUUUGGAUGAGCUGGAGGGUUCAGUGCCUUCCACCAGCCCCUCCCCUCGCCACAGUGAUUUGGAUAGCCCCUCUCAGCAGCAAGCACGGAUUUCAGCUUCAUGUGCCACAAGAGAGUUAGAUGAGCUGAUGGCCUCUUUGUCUGACUUCAAGAUGGCUCAAGGCAAAGGGGGUGCUCCUGGCGGUGCCAAGACACAGGUCAACAAGCUGGACAACAUGCUUGGCAGCCUGCAGUCAGACCUCAACAAACUGGGUGUGCAGACGGUCGCUAAAGGAGUGUGUGGCGCCUGCUUGAAGCCAAUCGUGGGACAGGUGGUGAUCGCGAUGGGCCGCACGUGGCAUCCUGAACACUUUGUGUGCACACACUGCCAAGAGGAGAUCGGCUCCAGAAACUUCUUUGAGCGGGAAGGACAGCCGUACUGUGAAAGAGAUUACCAUAACCUGUGCUCCCCACGAUGCCACUACUGCAACGGGCCCAUACUCAAUCAAGUUGUAACUGCACUGGAUAAAACAUGGCAUCCUGAACACUUCUUCUGCGCUCAGUGCGGAUGCUUCUUCGACCCGGACGGUUUUCAUGAAAAAGAUGGAAAGGCCUACUGCAGGAAGGAUUACUUUGACAUGUUUGCACCAAAGUGCGGAGGUUGUGCCAGAGCGAUUGUGGAGAACUACAUCUCAGCGCUCAACUCCCUUUGGCACCCGGAGUGUUUUGUUUGCAGGGAGUGUUUCACGCCGUUUGUGAAUGGAAGUUUCUUUGAGCACGACGGCCAGCCCUACUGUGAAGUCCACUACCACGAGCGCCGCGGUUCUCUGUGCUCCGGCUGUCAGAAGCCCAUCACUGGUCGCUGUAUCACAGCCAUGUCCAAGAAGUUCCACCCUGAACACUUUGUCUGUGCUUUCUGCCUCAAGCAACUCAACAAAGGCACCUUUAAAGAACAAAACGACAAACCCUACUGCCAUGGCUGCUUUGUGAAGCUGUUUAGUUAAGGAGGGCAGCACCUACUAUACAUUUGGUACUGCACACUUCUUAAUUUUGGGUCUAGAAAAAGUGUCCAUAGCAUCUGCAGCACUAGCAAGGUGCCAUUUGAAGAAGGUGUUUAGCUUUUAAAUGUAUUGUCUGAACUGCAGACUGUGGCGUAGAUGUAUGCAGCAUUUGAGAACGCUGGAAAUCAUCAAGGUUCUUUGUUUUUACUCCAUAUCGGCAGCGUCACACAAGACUCAUUUUUUUUGUUUUUUAAGUUUCUUUCAUGACAGUUUGUUGUUUUACUUCAGAUGGUGGUGAAAGUGUUGUGACGAUUGAAGCAAUAUUGAAAUGUGCCUAUUUAACAUUCUCACUGGUUGAGUGUGUCCUGUUUAGGAAUGAAAACAAGUUCAAAUCACACGAUUAGCAGGGAGCAGGUGACCUGUUAUUACAUUAUUACAAAAUACAAACUGUUUAUGAGCUGACACAUCCAGCUCUUAGUGUUCAUUGUAUUGAACUUUUGACAAAGUGCAUUAACGUGAAUGAUAAUUUCAAUGGAAAUAUGAUUUGUGUGUGAAAAUGUCUUUGUGGACUCAUUUGUCAACACCAGCAUGUUACAAAAAUGAGUUUGAUGUACGCCAAUCGUAUCAGAUAGAAGAACAACGGAACAAUGUUUCUCAUUCAAGUACUCAUCUGUCUGCAUGUGUUGUUCAUUGAGAAAUUCCGCAAUUGUUUCAGCUGUUUCAAGCUAUUGGAAGCAGCACAAUCUUGUGUUUCUGACUUUCACUGCCAAAUCAUUCCUUAUUUCCAAUAAAGAGUCAUUGUUUCUUCAUGCAACCAAGUGUAACUUUUCAGAUAUUGGAAGGUGUGGUGAUUCCGGCCAUCUCCUACUAAUGCACUGUACUGCAGUGAAUCACAAGUGCAUUUUUUUGUACAUCUGCAGCUGGAAUACUUAGUAUGAGUAUGUUUAAUAACCACUCUGACAAGCAUAUUUAAUACUGGUUGAAAAAACGACGCAUGUGUGUUGUCAACCUGUGGUAUUACAGUGAGGCUGUAAGUUAGCAUGUAUGUUGGUGUUGACGCCUGGUGGUAUUUAAAGAGCAAAAAUAAGAGAUGAUGACCAGCAGGCUGAAUUUACAUGAUGGAAGGUCUUUCUGUGCCAGGAGUUCUACAGUAGAGCCUUAAGACUCAAGUCUUUUCUGUCUCACAGGAGUUACCAGUAAUGCACCAGCUGUCAAAUGAUUUUAAGUUAUUUAACCAAAACCAUGUACCCUUUCAUAUGUUUGUGUUUCUUAUAUAUAUUUUCUCUCUUUUAAAUGUCAAGAGUGUAGUGUCUUUCGUGAGAUCCCUCACCUAGAGACUGAGCACACAAAUA
Messenger RNA from Dunckerocampus dactyliophorus (ringed pipefish), 3072 nucleotides. Its product is annotated as paxillin-like. Gene Ontology annotation, molecular function: actin binding; muscle alpha-actinin binding. NCBI's taxonomy places the organism in Eukaryota, Metazoa, Chordata, Actinopteri, Syngnathiformes, Syngnathidae. Gene Ontology annotation, biological process: muscle structure development; actin cytoskeleton organization. The record is from RefSeq and is a predicted model, not a curated record. Gene Ontology annotation, cellular component: adherens junction; stress fiber; filamentous actin. The coding region runs from base 146 to 1723 and encodes 525 amino acids. The transcript is spliced from 11 exons.